UGACUUCCACUGCGUGUGACUGACCUGCAUUCCUCAAGUGUCUCCCUCACUUCACUCCGAUUCAUGUUAAUGGCGAGUACAACACAAACAGUGGCCUGAACAAGCUCCUGUCCUCCGCUGUCGACUUGUCACAUGUAAAUCGGUGUUUCGUAGCAACCAGCCGGUCGUCUCUGGUCUGUGGGAGGAUUUCUAACUUCCGAGUUCAACAGUUACUUCUACUUUUCAGUCAGAGGAAAUCUUCAGACUGCUUCAAAUACAUGGAUGCACGAUAAACUGAUGGCUGAGCUCAUGCCGCCGGACUCAGGAAGGUGUAAUUAUUUCUUCCUCUACGAUGGAUCCAAGGUCACAGGAGAGGGUGACCCCACCAGAGAGGGGAUCUGCUACUUCUAUCCUGAAGAGACCCCUUUAGACAGACAGGAGCUGCUCUGCAGUCAGUUCGCCGGUGUGGGCCGCUGUGUGUCCGAGCUCUCCUCCUCUCCCGUGCGAACUCUUAGGUUGCGUCACAACAAGUUUGCCAUCCGCAUGAAAGACGACUUCUUGUGGGCUCUGGGCUGCUCAGUGGAAGUCCCGACUGUCAGCGUCUGCGAGCUCCUGGAUCAACUAAUAAACCUCUUCUGUUUCUACAACGGCUCUGUGCGCCAGAGCUAUCAGCUCAACAGUCAGGAGACUCUGGCGGCCCGCUGGGCUCGGUACCUCUCAUACCUGCAGUCAGGAUCCUCAGAGAUGUGUCACAUCUUCAGCUGCUUGAAAACAAUUGACUCAACUAAUGUUGACCCACUUCUCCUGCUCAAAGCUGCCCUCAUUCUGCAGGCCUGUCAGCGCUGCCCUCUAGUGCUGGCAGGCUGCAUUCUUUUCAGAGGACGAGUUGUUAGCACACAGAUGUCUCCAGAGCUCACCAUGAAGGUCAUGGUCCAUGAGAGCGAAACAUACACCAAGGGCCAAAGGAUCAAUGGACCGAGCACAUCCAGCUCAUUCGACGGUGCUGUCAGCUCCACAACUGUGUUCCUGACCAUGUCUGAACUCCAGUACCUGCAGGCCGCUCCUGUUGACAAAGAUUUCAGUUCACAUUCCACCCCUAGCAAAAACGCUCCUCCAAAGAAAACCCGCCUGUCAAGAACUUUAUCCGACACGCCCUCUACAGAGUCAGAGCCUUCUUACCCAAGUUCGUCCCAGUCUCCCCAGAAGGCAUCCCUCAGCCCUCACUUGUCAGAAUCAGAUACCUCUGUGAGCAGCCCGACUCCAUCACAGAGUACUGCUGAUUCACUGAACCCCUCACCACAGUGGCUAAGGCCUCCCCUCUCAAAUGGGAAACACUCUCAUGAAGCUGAGGAGGAGGCUCUGGACCAGUCGUACUAUCACAGUUUUCACAACAACGGAGAUGGAGGCAGCCAGAUACACAGCGAAGGAGACAGCUCAGUGUUUGGAGAAAACUCUCAUCUCAACGGAGAUGCAGCUUGUGGGACAGUGUUUGACUUCAGAGGGACUGAUUCCGAGAAUGAGCGGUCACAUGAAGAUAAGAUGGUGGCGGGAGACAGUAGAGGCUGCUGUGGGACGGAUCAAGGCCCUAAGGCAGAGAUGAAAGAUCCCUCUCAUCUCCCCAGCGUUUUUGACAACUUAGAAGAGUCUCCAUUCAUUGGCAUGACGCUGUACAUGCACCGGGUGAAGGGCCUGGUGUUGGCUCUGCUGGUGGAGCCUCAUUUCUUGAGUGACGCAGCGUCUAUGGAGGAAGUGUAUCACAGCAGCCUGGCUUCACUCAAUGGACUGGAGGCCCAUCUGAGGACCAUUUCUCCAGGGGCCCCUGGUGCUCCAGGACCCUACAUGUUUGCCCAUUUUGACUGCAUUCAGAGUACCUUGACAACCAACCUGUCUGGCCGACCAGGGGGAGCCCCGGAGCAUCCUUUUGUCAGAGCCACAUCACUUCUUCACUCGCAUUUCUGUAACACUGAAACUCUGCAGGAGGCUAUUAUCAGGAGUGCCAGCGCCGCCGUGUAUGGAACCCGCAGCGUGGCCCAGGAGACUUACUUCCAGCAGCACGGAGGAUCGCUGAGGAACUCGGGCAUCCCUAACCACCAGGACAGUGCUUUCUCACUGCCCAGCAAGGCCCGACACAGACUGCUGAAACACGGGGUUAACCUGCUCUGACAGGACAGUAUCACGACGCCUGCUCAGUGUUCAAGAGGAGUUCUAUUCAAAAAUGUAAACAACUCAAGUGUAAGUAACCUUAAAAACUAAAUCUGAAAAUUCUGAAUGGCAAAUUUUAGAGUUUGACUAAAAGCGUCCUCUGUUUUGUCGCAACUGUGGGGUUACUUGUUCAUGCAAUACAGUGUAUGAACUACAUCAUGUCUGUACAUUUACGAAGCACUUGAUUUAGCUUUUAUUUGUCAUUAUUUCUAUUAUUAACAAUAUGAACAGGAAGAAUAAGAAAACAUGAAGAGUAGCUGCUGCUUUCAGCACUUAUGGAGGGUUUGAUUUGCUUCUCUGUUUUGUUUUAGAGUUGAAAAAAUUCAUGACAAUAAUAGCCAAAGGAGAAACAAAUAUCAUAAAUUAUGUUCUCAGAGCCACUAAUGUCUGAAUUAACAGAGUCAAACUCCACCUGGUUCCACUGUAGUUCACACACUGCUGCAGCAGAUUGUAUGAGAAUGUACUGUGCUAUAAAAACCGUCAUGGCACUGAUAUUUCAAGAAAGCUGAGAUUUUCUUUAUUAUUUUUUAUCUUAACUAUUAAUUUACUAUGACAGAGAGGAUGGAUGUUAAAGGUUAGUGGGAGUUUUGGUUAUUUACACACUUGUUUCAGUUCAGUUUUAAUUCUGUUAUGCAAAAAAAAAAAAAAGCCUCUGCAUCUAGAACUAUAACUUAGUUAACAUAAUAAACUCAAAUUUACACACUACACCCUCUCUGCACCUUUUGCAAUCCUCUCACUUCAUUGAUACUUCUGAAAUGCA
Messenger RNA from Stegastes partitus (bicolor damselfish), 2941 nucleotides. RefSeq names its product HPS4 biogenesis of lysosomal organelles complex 3 subunit 2 (gene hps4). The coding region runs from base 262 to 2142 and encodes 626 amino acids. Gene Ontology annotation, cellular component: BLOC-3 complex; cytoplasmic vesicle; lysosomal membrane. The record is from RefSeq and is a predicted model, not a curated record. Lineage: Eukaryota; Metazoa; Chordata; Actinopteri; Pomacentridae. Gene Ontology annotation, molecular function: small GTPase binding; guanyl-nucleotide exchange factor activity. The transcript is spliced from 12 exons. Gene Ontology annotation, biological process: protein targeting; melanosome assembly; vesicle-mediated transport.